UCCGGAGUGGAGUAGAAAACGGACUGUCGCUGAAGAGCAGAGAGGAGAGGUGAAAAGAGGCACGGAAGAAAAGGAGGAAAAUAGGACCGAAAAAUGGUGUAAACGCGAGCGAGUCCGACCUGAGUCAAGGGAACAGAUGUGGAGGAGUGCCUCUGGGGGCUGUAGUUUUUUCCUGUAGUCACAGUUAGAAGUCAGAAAACUCCCGCUUUUUGAUGCUGUCCUCACGGAGGUCUGAGCCAAUAACGGACUUAUUGGUCGGCUGAACCAUGCAGAGGCUGCUGCUCCUGAGUUUGGCGCUCGGUCUCCACACUGCAGUGAGGACAGCGAGAUUCUCUCAGGAGCCGGCAGACCAGUCGGUGGUGCGGGGCCAGAGGGUGAUCCUGUCCUGUGUUGUCUUCAACUACUCUGGCAUUGUUCAGUGGACCAAAGAUGGUCUGGCUCUGGGCAUCGGAGAGGACCUUCAGGCCUGGCCCAGGUACCGUGUGCUGCGGGUUCAGGAGCUGGGUCAGUACAACCUGGAGAUCCUGUCAGCGGAUUUAUCCGACGACGCCCUGUACGAGUGCCAGGCCCCUGAUGCUGCUCUGAGGUCCAGAAGGGCCAAACUCACCGUCCUCAUCCCUCCGGACGACCCGGUAAUCGAUGGAGGACCUGAGGUGUUGCUGACCGCAGGGGAGUCCUACAACCUUACAUGCGUGUCUCGUGGGGCUAAGCCGCCUUCAAUGGUCGAGUGGCUUAAAGACGGUCUGCCUGUAGAGGGGGCUGUCAGUACCACUGAGGUACUUCCAGAUAGGAAGAGGGUGACCACACGAAGCUACCUUCCGAUCCACCCCGUUGACACCGACACCGGGAGGAACUACAGCUGUGUGGCCACUAACCUGGCUGCUCGCUCUGGCAAGAGCACAACCGUCACCCUUAAUGUGCACCAUCCACCAUCAGUGACCUUGUCCAUCGAACCUCGCUCUGUCCUAGAAGGGGACAGAGUCACCUUCACCUGCCAGGCUCAUGCCAACCCGCCUAUUAUGGGCUACAGGUGGGCUAAAGGCGGCGUGGUGCUGCAGGGCGCCAGGGAGAGCAUGUUCACCACCAAGGCUGACCACUCCUUCUUCACUGAGCCCGUCUCCUGCUUGGUUUUCAAUGCGGUGGGAAAAACUAACGUCAGCAUUCUGGUGGAUGUUCACUUCGGCCCUAUCCUGUUGGUGGAGCCACAGCCGAAAACAGUUGAUGUGGACUCUGAUGUCACCCUCAACUGCAAAUGGGCCGGAAACCCUCCGCUGACCCUCACCUGGUUCAAGAAAGGAUCGAACAUGGUUCUGAGUAACAGCAACCAACUGUAUCUGAAGUCAGUGACCCAGGCAGAUGCUGGCCAGUACGUGUGCAAGGCCAUCGUUCCACGGAUUGGAGUAGGAGAGACCGAGGUCACACUCACAGUCAACGGGCCUCCCAUCAUCUCCAGUGAGCCUGAGCAGUACGCUGUGAGGGGGGAGAGAGGAGAGGUGAAAUGCUACAUAGCCAGUACACCUCCUCCAGAUAAGAUCGUGUGGGCGUGGAAGGAGAACGUGUGGGAGAAGGAGAAGGGCACGCUGCUGGAGAGGUACACAGUAGAGCAGAGCAAGCCGACAGCUGAGGGCGGCGGCGUCCUCUCCACCCUCACCAUCAACAACGUGAUGGAGUCAGACUUCCUGUCCACCUACAACUGCACGGCCUGGAAUUCGUUUGGCCCGGGCACCAUGAUCAUUACACUGGCGGAGACCGAGAAGGUUCCAGUGGGGAUAAUAGCCGGUGGCACGGUUGGCUCCACCAUCCUCCUGUUCAUCUUCCUGCUUGUUCUUGUUCUUAUCUUCUACCGGCAGCGAAAAGGCAGUCGGCGCGGGGUCACGCUGGGUAAGCCCGACAUCAAGGUGGAGACGAUCACCAAGGAGACCCACAGCCUGGAGGAGGACUCCGGCAGCGUGUCCACAGCCUCGCGGAUGGUCAAGGCCAUGUACUCGUUUCUCCCUUCUGUGUCCUUCUCUCCUUCUAAUCAGCCUUUUAAAGAUGACAUAGAACUCAAGUCGGACCUCCGAAGCGACACCCUGGAGACUCGCCAGGAGUACGACCUAAAGGACCCUACUAAUGGGUACUACAAUGUGCGAGCUUCCACCCAGGAUGAAGUCCACCCUGGGUCUCGUUCCACCUUGCAUUACACCGACUACCGCUCCCCUGCAGGAACACCAGGGGGAGCAGCAUCUAUCAGUAGCAGCACUGGAGGCUCUGGAGCCACUGCCAGCGGAGGAGCCUCCGUUCCCCCAGGUCCUCUAACCUCCCCCGGACGCCCGCAAGCCUGCUACGACCCUCGGCCGCCCUCUAGGCUGUCUCACAUCAGUUACGCUCAGUUCAACACUUUCACUCGUGGGGGCCAAAGCCAGCAGCCCCCUGCUAACCCUGCCCCAGCAGCCACUGACUUCCCUGGGGACUGUAGCCUUCUGGAUUCCACUUCCCAGCUGGCCUACGACAACUACGGAUAUCCUUCGCACUACCAGACCUACCGCAUGGGUUUCGCACCCUCCAGCUUGGCCCCUCUGGAAGCCGGCCCCUCCUACGAGAUGUACGGGGUUGGAUCUGGGGUGCCAAGCCCUGGGGUUGCGGUCAGUCCUGGGGGCCAGGCUCCCUCUGGAUCAGAGACCGGAUUGGGAAAGUAUGGCAGCUCCACUCGCUUCUCCUACACCUCGCAGCACUCUGACUACUCUCACAGCCGACACACGCAGCGAAUGCAGACUCACGUGUGAGAUCGAGAUGCAGGGCACUCCUCACAGUCUUAGCUGAGCAUAAAGAAGCAUCUUAUAAAUAGUGUCACACCGAAAACACACACAUGCACACACACUCACAGAUGUACACGACAUUUCUACAUGUCCUGCUGGACACAAUCACAAACACAAUCACACACACACACACGCACACACACAGAGGCACAAAUUCCAAAACCAUGCCCAUGAGACAGAGGAUACAGAGCAAACAGGGUGAAAAUGAAGGUGUUUUAAUGAGACAGGGAUGGGGAAUUCCACGCGGUGCAGAAUUCCCUCGCUCCCGAUGUUUGUAGAUGUGAGCUCUGUGAGAGCGGACAGCGCAAGUCACAAUCAGGACGAGAGAUGGCAGAUCUGAGGAGCCCCCAGCCUCUGUUCUAAACUAAUGUUGUAAAGUGAUGGAAGAGAACAUCUUAAAGCAAAACUGUCAGAUACGGUACAUGCUGAUCGGAGGAAACCUCAGCCAGUGGGAGCCAUUUCUGGCCGCCAUUUUUAAUUUUCUUUUAGCUGGUUGUCUUAUUCAGUGAUCAUAGAGCACAUAAACAGUAUGUAUUAUCCCAGAGAGCCCGUGUGUACAGUGCAGUUGGGGCCUGUUAGGCAGUGUUGGGAGGGGGGAGGGAGGGUGGUUGGCCAUCAUGUUGCACUUCAUUCACAGUAUUCAUUCUCUGAUGUCUCUGUUACGUCUUCUGUUUAUUUGCACACCAGACUAGAGCUUUGUAUUCUAUUUUUUAACAUUACAGAAUUAUUUUUGUCAGCGUAAAACAUGUAUGUUAUCGUGUAGGAUGUUGCCGACCAAACGUUGGAAUGCGAGCGCACACGAACCCAAGCGAAGAGUUGUGCCAACGGCGGAGCGUGAAUCCGGGAUGUGUUCCACUCCCGUGUAAAAAAAAAAAAAAAGGAACCCUUGUGCCAAACGUUCACGUUCCUUUGGACCACGUGUAUGCAGUAGAAGCUCCUUCUGUUGCUGGUGGAUGCCGCUUUAUGAAACCAGGCUGGAGACAUUUUUCUUGUAGGCUGGAGCCUUCUGUUUUUAACCACAAGCUUGGUGCAGACAGAGAGAACGAACACAGAUGAUGGAUUUAGAGUGGCCUUAUGGGGGAGCGUGUCAUGCAUUUCCGUGUUAAAUCAUUCCUCAUUGUCUGUCUGCCAAAUCUGGCCAGAGGAGAAUGUGUGCAGAGAGGUUUAAUGAAGGCUUAUCCAGAGUAUUGACAUGUAUUAGUGUGUGACUGUGAGCGUGUGUGUGUGGGUGGGCGAGAGGUGAAGGGGUGGGAGGGGGGUUGGCCAUCGUGCACACUCCCAUUUGUACAGUGUGUUUGUAUAGAAGCAUGAAUGAGUGCGUGUGUGUUUCAGUAUACGUCCAUAUCAUUUCUCACAGACCUGUUAUACUACUUUUAUACCUCUGGUAGGACUGUAUCCUGUAUUAUUGUGUCUUUGAAUUUAGGAGAAUCCAAUGUUUAUCUUAUUGUACUGUUCGUAGCAAAGACAGCUGUUCAAAAAGAUGUACGACAAACAUUAUCAAACUCUCAUUUUUUAAUUUCAUUAUCUUCAAUAUUUUUUAAAAAUGGUAUGUAAUUAUUUUUCCACAGUAUUACAUAAAUAAAAGCACUGUUUUUUAA
Girardinichthys multiradiatus is the source of this 4396-nucleotide messenger RNA. RefSeq names its product kirre like nephrin family adhesion molecule 1a (gene kirrel1a). The record is from RefSeq and is a predicted model, not a curated record. The coding region runs from base 267 to 2765 and encodes 832 amino acids. Gene Ontology annotation, molecular function: cell adhesion molecule binding. Gene Ontology annotation, cellular component: cell-cell junction. The transcript has 15 exons. Lineage: Eukaryota; Metazoa; Chordata; Actinopteri; Cyprinodontiformes; Goodeidae. Gene Ontology annotation, biological process: cell-cell adhesion.